AUGACUCAGUCUGUGCCAGACACGGAAGAGAAGCCAACGCCUCAGGAGACGCCAGGCCCCCACCUCUGUGUUCUGGAACACACCAGAAUGAGAGAAAUUGUGGCUUCCAGUGGGAUAGCUGUGGAUGUUUCCUCAAAUCAAAACCACGGUGUCCGGUUAGGGAAGGCUGUAACACCUGACACCUCAGGACACACACCAAACAAGCUGCAGAGAUUCCUGAAGGAACAUCUCAAACUCCUGGGGGUGGCUCAGAUUAUGAUUAGUGUGAAAUUCAUCAUCUACGGGAUAAUUGGAAUUUCAGUUCUCCAUUACGCAACACCCAACACCGGUUUCUUCUCAUUUCAGAUAGGCUUCCCGAUAUGGGCAGCUUUACCUUUUAUCGUUUCUGGAUCUAUGACAGUUGUGUCUGCAAAGAAGCAAACCAAAGCUCUGCUGAGAGGAAAUCUGAGAGCUAACACUCUCAGCACAGUUGUUUCCAGUAUCGGAAUUCUUAUUCUUUCACACAACUUAGUAAAAAUCACCUUCAUGAACUGUGACAUGGAAGAUUUAUGUCUUGCUGUCACAUCAGUUGUAACUGGUCUUGUGGUUAUACUGAUGAUCCUGAACUGUCUGCAAUUUUUAAUUACACUUGCUCUGUCCAUGCUUACCUACAAUGUGGAUGGCAAGAGAAUUGACUGGGUUUCUGCAUUAUCUUUCCUGAAAUCGGCUUCCGAAAGUCCUUAUCAAGGCUUGUUGCAUCAGCCUUCCUUCUACCAAAAUCUUGAGAGGAAGGACACAUUGUUAUACUAUAACACCUGACACGGAAGUACCGAUGUGAGAAAAUGCUUCUGCUACCUGCAGUCAUGGAGAUGGAAACUGGAAGAAUAAAACGAGAUAAGGCCAAAACCUUCUUUGGAUCCUCCUUUGUUGACUACUAUUGUAUUAGUCAGCAUAGACCAUGAUGCUGUAAUAAGAUUUCAUCCCUGAAACACCUGUGCUUAUCAUAACUUAACCAUAUUAGCUGCAUGUUCCACGUAACCUAUUAGGUCACAGCCACCCCUGCCAAUUACAGUCAUAUUAAACCAACACAGACUGAAGGGUUUAGCUACAAUUCAGUAGAGGCUUGAGUACAGGUGAGAGACAGGUUUACAUCACGGGCCAUUGUUGGUAUCAUCUCUAACCAAUCGAGCUUCUAAUCAAUAAAGGAUUUCUCAUUCUCUUUUCAUGGAGAUAAGUCUGGCUAAACAUUACAGCCAUUACCAAUAUCAUAGGCAGCUUCUCAAAUGUAAAAGACUAGUAACAUAUUGUUUUGAUCAAACAUUUAUGGUGAUUAUUUUUCUUGGGAUAAAGAGGCCACAGCACAAGCCUCUCUUACAAAAGCCUCCUCAAUAAAAAUUCCUUUUUCUCUUUUUAAAA
Molecule: messenger RNA, 1395 nt
Organism: Prionailurus viverrinus (fishing cat)
Lineage: Eukaryota; Metazoa; Chordata; Mammalia; Carnivora; Felidae
Product: membrane-spanning 4-domains subfamily A member 3-like
Exons: 7
Coding region: 1-798 (265 amino acids)
Biological process (GO): cell surface receptor signaling pathway
Cellular component (GO): plasma membrane
Source: RefSeq, a predicted model, not a curated record